AUGAAGGCAGUCGAAGCCUUUGUCGAUGGACUCAACAUCUUGUCUGUCGUCAUCCUCUACUCACUACUAUGGCUCAUUACCCCGAAGAUGCCAAAUUCGGACCCGUCGGGUCCAAAGACGAACAAGGUAUACGAUGUACUCAUGCGGCUCUCGUACAUCAUCAUCUUCAUCCUUGGCUGGAUCUGGUGUAGUAACGUUAUGGCCCAUGUCGACAAGCCUUACUUGGAUGAGGUUUUUCACAUACCCCAAGCUCAGAAAUUCUGCCAGGGUCGAUGGGACGAGUGGGACGACAAGAUCACCACCCCUCCCGGGCUGUAUGUUCUCUCCAAAUACUACCUGCAAGUGAUGAUGCGGCCAGAGUGCUCUGUUCUUGACCUUCGCGGCGUCAACAUCGUUGCCGUCCUUGGCGUCGGCAUCCUCGCAACCCACUGUCGCCAUCUCCUGGAGACCCGUCGUCCCGAUGCCGAGUCUCCAGCACCACCCGCCGUGCUGUCCUUCCACUCGAUCCAUCUCGGCUGGAAUUUUACCCUCUUUCCGGUCCUCUUCUUCUUCUCGGGUCUGUAUUAUACAGAUGUCGUCUCGACGCUGUCCGUACUGGCGGCUUAUUAUCACCACCUUUGUCGAGUGCAGGAGGAGAGGAGCUCGUUCCUGAGUGACUGGACGACCAUCGUCGUUGGCGUUUUCACCCUCAUUAUGAGACAGACGAACGUGUUCUGGGUUGUCGUGUACAUGGGCGGUUUGGAGGCUGUUGCGGCCGUCAAGGCUCUGCGUCCUAAGCCCGUGCCGAAGGCUACAAUGACGACCCUGGGAGAAUAUGUCAGAUUUUACACCUGGAGAUACUCUGUCGGGGAUGUCCAUGACCCUCCUCUGAACACUGCAUGGCCAGACGACUUGUUCUUCUCUGCCCUGAGCAUCGGCAUCGCAGCCCUAGCAAACCCUCUCUGCGUCUUAAGGAAGGUCUACCCGCACAUUACCAUCAUGGGUCUCUUCGCUGGCUUCGUAGCCUGGAAUGGUGGCGUAGUAUUAGGUGACAAAUCCAACCACGUCGCGACGCUCCAUCUCGCCCAGAUGCUCUACAUCUGGCCCUUCUUCGCCUUCUUUUCCUUCCCGCUCUUCCUUCCCUUCGCCAUUGGCGUCCUUCGUUUUGUCCGCGGUAUCUUUACCGCCCUCUCUGGGAAACCCGCCUCGAAGCCUUCGGAAACCAGUCCAUCGGCGCCAGACCGCAAGCACACGCUGGCCGAGACCACCCAGACCGGCUCGUCUAAGAAGCAAAAGAUCCGGACCCAAGGAGAAACUGACCUACAAACUUCCUCAUCCCCAAAUACUCCUAUGAGCUCACCCAUCCUCAACGCCCUCCAAACCCUCGUCCAAUCCAAGGUCUACCAUCUCGUCCUCACGCCCUUCCUCAUCCUCCUAACCCUCGUCGUUGUCCGCUUCAACACCAUCAUCCACCCCUUCACUCUCGCCGACAACAGACACUACAUGUUCUACGUCUUCCGGUACACGAUCCGCCGCCCCGGUCUGUUCCGCUACUACCUCGUCGUCCCCUAUACCAUCGCCCGCUGGCUUUGCUGGGACGUCCUUAGUGGCUGCGGCCAGGGCGGGUUGUUGUCAGACCACACGGAGGACUGCUCGGGCGGCCCCUUCGAGAACAACCCGUUCAGCAGUUCAAGUCUGCAGGCGCGCGCAGGGAAGCCACCUAUCACGGAGCCACUGGAGAAUUCUGAGACCACCGCGCAUAACGACGACGACGAGGCAGAAAAGAGACGCUACGACCCCUUCGCCAUCAUCACACUCGCUGACCCCACUUCGCAGAGCACAGAACCCCCCGCCUCGUCGACCGCGAUCCUUCUCCUUCUCGCGACGACCCUGUCUUUGAUGACGGCGCCGCUCGUCGAGCCGCGCUACUUCAUCCUCCCCUGGGUCUUCUGGCGCAUUCUGGUCCCGGCAUGGAAACUUCACGAGCACGCCGCCACGCACCCGGCCUUGACCAAAAUCGAGCGCCUCCCGGGGCUGGGACCCUUGGUCCGCUUCGGGAAAAGGUUUGACAUCCGGCUCGUCUUGGAGACGCUGUGGUUUGUGUUGGUCAAUCUGGUCACCAUGUACAUUUUCCUUGCCAAGCCGUACCUGUGGAGAGCCGAUGACGGCAGGGUCCUGGACAAUGGUAGGAUGCAGCGAUUCAUGUGGUGA
Molecule: messenger RNA, 2190 nt
Organism: Colletotrichum spaethianum
Lineage: Eukaryota; Fungi; Ascomycota; Sordariomycetes; Glomerellales; Glomerellaceae
Product: dol-P-Glc:Glc(2)Man(9)GlcNAc(2)-PP-Dol alpha-1,2-glucosyltransferase
Exons: 6
Coding region: 1-2190 (729 amino acids)
Biological process (GO): dolichol-linked oligosaccharide biosynthetic process; protein N-linked glycosylation
Cellular component (GO): endoplasmic reticulum
Molecular function (GO): dolichyl pyrophosphate Glc2Man9GlcNAc2 alpha-1,2-glucosyltransferase activity
Source: RefSeq, a predicted model, not a curated record